Messenger RNA from Gloeophyllum trabeum ATCC 11539, 605 nucleotides. RefSeq lists its product as uncharacterized. The coding region runs from base 92 to 322 and encodes 76 amino acids. Gene Ontology annotation, molecular function: zinc ion binding. The transcript has 3 exons. Lineage: Eukaryota; Fungi; Basidiomycota; Agaricomycetes; Gloeophyllales; Gloeophyllaceae. The record is from RefSeq and is a predicted model, not a curated record.
ACGUCCCACCUUAUCUGCAACUCACUCUCCGACACUGUCCGCCCCCUCUCCAGCUUAGCCUUACUCCCACUCUCACGUACUUACGAACGUCAUGGCUGGCAAGAAGCGCUGUCAAUUCACCGCCGAGCAACAGUGCAACUCCGCUGCACUCCGUCUCGUUGGCUCAUGCCCGCACUGCAGACAUGAGUUCUGCGGCAACCACCGCCUCCCAGAACAUCAUAACUGCACCAACUUGCAGGACUGCAGACAGCAGGCUUUCGAGCGCAACAAGGCUAAGCUGGAGAGCGAGCGGACGGUGGCCCCCAAGAUGGCCAUGGCAUGAUGACCCUUCACCACUCCCCCAUUUAUCCCCCAUCUACCCGUCAUCAUCCCGUCCCACCAUAGCCUGCUAAUCAGGCCUUUAGUGACUGCAGACCAUAUCUCGGACACAUACAUACCACCAUUUAUCACGACUAUCUUCAUGUAUCAAGUUGUAUUUCUCCUCAUCCAGGAUUAUAGAGUCACGGUAUAAUAUUACACGGCAUAUUGUGCGGGUUGUGUACACCUUAUGUUUUGGACAUUGCAGCUGUCGUUUGCCAGCGUUCAUAAGAGCAUAGCAUGUGUCC